CAGAUGAAUGAUUUUGAAGGAGGGGGACUAGCAAUUGGACUGAGCUGCACUCACAUGCAUGCAGAUCCAACGUCCGUCACCAUGCUUCUCAAAUCAUGGACUGAGCUUCACAGAGGCCACCCCAUCUCUCACCCUCCAAUCUUCCACCUCCCUCCACUCCAUCUCCAUGACAAAUCUUCUCCAAACACAAACUCAAAAUACCAUGCAACCAAGUCCAAAGCUGAAACUCCUGCUGUGAAAAUGGCUACAAUUACAUUUAAAUUUUCAAACUCCGUGAUCAAACAAUGCCUAUCCAAAGUCCAUGAUAAGUGCCCUAAUGCCACCCCUUUUGAUGUCCUAGCUGCAAUGUUUUUGACACGGAUUGCGCGAUUGAAGUCACCUCCACAUAACAACCAGACACAAACUCUCUCUAUUUGUAUUGACUUUAGGACACUCAAGCCUGCAUCUAUACCUUUGGGGUAUUUUGGCAAUGCAUUUCAUUUCUCACAACUACCAUUAGAUUCCGAGGUAGUGAAUAAUGGUGAGUUAGGAGAGGUUGUGGGAAUAGUGCACCACCACGCGGCUGGGCUGAAGGAAGAGGAGUUUUGGUCGGAUAUAGAUUGGUUUGAAAAUAGGAAAGGAGAGACUGGGAAGUAUGCACCGCCUUUUAGGAUGUAUGGUCCUGAACUAACUUGUGUUAGCUUGGAAUUUGAACACAUGAACUAUACUUGCCAGAAGCCAUUGAUGUAUGAAGCCAUGUUCAAGGAUGAUGAGAAGCCAGUUCACGUGUCGUAUCGCGUUGGAAAUGUGGAAGGUGAAGGGUUGAUU
Camellia sinensis is the source of this 807-nucleotide messenger RNA. The record is from RefSeq and is a predicted model, not a curated record. NCBI's taxonomy places the organism in Eukaryota, Viridiplantae, Streptophyta, Magnoliopsida, Ericales, Theaceae.